Molecule: messenger RNA, 1314 nt
Organism: Acanthoscelides obtectus
Lineage: Eukaryota; Metazoa; Arthropoda; Insecta; Coleoptera; Chrysomelidae
Source: the annotation of a GenBank genome assembly
UAUCGGAACCCUGUCUUGUAUUUAUUAUUCUCAAUGCCCAGCAUGUGUAUCAGUGAAAGGUUUUCAGACAGCUGACUGGAGAGAACCGGGCUAAAUACUCUGUAUCAGACCUUGUCAUUAUAAAUGAAUACGAAACAAAGCAGUACAAGUACACAGCUGGGGUGGGUUGACAAUCCGCAGUGGUAGUGGAACGUAUAAAAUCAGGCAGCGACAUCAGUGGCGCCUCCUCUAGUAUAGUUGUAGUGCCCUUGUUAACAUGAAGUUCUUGAUAACGAAUUCUCUAGUCAUUUUGGUGGCUGUUUCAAUAUGCCACUGCCAAGAUUAUGAAGACGACUAUGAGUUGCCUCCAGCCAGAAGACCUGCUCCAGCAAGAGUACAACCAAACUACUCGGGACCAGCAAAGAACGAAAACAGGGCUCCACCAGUCGCCAUAUUAAAGCAGAUUAACAGGCACAAUGAGGAUGGAUCCUACACAUACGGUUACGAGUCUGGUGAUGGCACCUUCAAAAUAGAAACGAAGCUGCCAAAUGGUGAAGUUAAAGGAAAGUACGGAUAUGUCGACGACACUGGAAAAGUCAGAGUGGUAGAAUAUGGUGCGACAAAGCAUGGUUUUGCCCCUGCGGGUGAAGGAAUCACAGUUCCUCCACCAACUUUAGUGGAUGAGAGACCUCAAAGCGAACAGGAGGAAGAAUACUAUGAACCGCAACAGGUUGAACCGGUGAGGCCAGCGAUCACUGCAGCUAAACUAAGGCCAAGGCCUAAGGCCCAACCAGCUUUCGAGUCAUAUUCUCCUCCUCAGCAAUUUGAACCUAUCAAUACUCCUGUGCCAAGAAGACCUCAGAUUGCUGGUGCAGCACCCACUCCAGUGGAAACACAGACUUUCGAUUUUGGACCAGUCUCCAGACCAAGCCCAGCUAGAUCUUUCUCUCCAGCUCCCAAACCCAGACCAGCUCCAGUUCAAUUUGCUCAACCCGCGCCUGUCGAAAAUGGUUUUGAGCUUCGUCCAAGACCUGCGAAGAUAACCUAUGUCGAACCAGUAGAAAGAUCAGAACAGGGAGGUGGAUUCGCUUCCUUCGAACCAGCACCAAGACCAGCACCUCGCCCAGCUCCUUCUAGCUUCGCACCAAGGCCUUCUGCUUCAUCGUAUGCUCCAAGGAAAUCUGCAGUUCCAGCCAAUGGAAGAACAGGAGGAAUUUUGGAUCAACUGAGCAAAGACUACGCUCUCCCAAGCGACGGCGCUCCACCUUUACACGAUAUCAGCUUUGGAUAUUAUUAGGGUUGUAAAUAAAUAAUAAAUUUUAUUUUUAGUAAUAC